Molecule: messenger RNA, 1173 nt
Organism: Penicillium oxalicum
Lineage: Eukaryota; Fungi; Ascomycota; Eurotiomycetes; Eurotiales; Aspergillaceae
Product: H(+)-transporting V1 sector ATPase subunit C
Exons: 5
Coding region: 1-1173 (390 amino acids)
Biological process (GO): proton transmembrane transport
Cellular component (GO): vacuolar proton-transporting V-type ATPase, V1 domain
Molecular function (GO): proton-transporting ATPase activity, rotational mechanism
Source: RefSeq, a predicted model, not a curated record
AUGUCGCAAUCCAACAAGUACCUUCUGGUAUCGCUUCCAACCUCCAUCGUCCCCUCGCGUCACCGCGACGACGCUCUCGACGCCGUAUCGACCACCGUCUCCCCCGAAAAUGGCUCCGUAGCUCCCUUUGCGAUCCCGGAGUUCAAGAUUGGCACGCUGGAUGCCCUGGUGCAGCAGGCUGAUGAGCUGGCCAAGUUGGAGAGCUCUUGUCAGGGCGUGGUGGCCAAGGUUAGCGAUGCGUUGAAGAACAUAUUGGAGGGAGACGAGGCGCAGAUUGAGCGCAUGAAGGUCGUCAAUGACAAGCCUGUUGAUCAGUACUUGCGGACAUUCUCGUGGAACAAGGUCAAAUAUCGCGCGGAUAAGUCGCUGGCCGAGUUAAUUGAUCUGUUACACAAGGAAGCGGCCAGUAUCGACAAUGACAUUCGAUCCAAGUACUCGCAAUAUAAUCAAGUGAAGAACACGCUGGCUACGCUGCAAAGGAAACAAGCAGGAAACUUGUCGACAAAAUCUCUCGCGUCGGUGAUUGACCCGCGAUCCAUCGUCCAAGACUCCGAGUACAUCGAGACCCACCUGGUCGCUGUGCCCUCCCAGCUAGUGAAGGAUUUCCUCAAGACAUAUGAGACGAUCGCCCCGAUGGUCGUGCCACGCUCGGCGCAACUCGUCGCCGAGGAUAGCGAGUUCUCUCUGUUUGCGGUGACCGCCUUCAAGAAGCACAGUCUGGAGUUCGUGCACAAGUGCCGUGAGCAGAAGUGGAUCCCUCGCGACUUCAAGUACGUCGAAGGUGGCAAGGAAGAGGAGCGCAAGGAAGUCGAGCGGGUGGGAGGUGAUGAGCGCAAGCUUUGGGGGGAGACCUUGCGUCUGGGCCGGACCGCCUGGAGCGAGGCGGUGAUGGUAUGGAUUCAUGUCUUGGUUCUUCGGGUCUUUGUCGAGACCGUUCUGCGAUAUGGUCUACCGCUGGACUUUGUUUGCGGGCUCAUUCGGUCGCCAUCCUCGAAACAAGCAGACAAGGCCAAGAGCAGCUUGGAAGAAAAGUACUCAUACCUGGCGGGUAAUGCCUUUGGGCGAGACAAGAAGGGUCGGGUCAAGCGAGAUGACCCGAGUGAGAUGCAUGCCACCGGUGAGGGCAAUGCCGACUACACACCAUAUGUCUAUUACGAAUUUGAGUUCCAGUGA